GCUAACCCUGCAGACGACAAGUGGGCUGCUCUCGAAUUCUCUAGAAUUUCCCUGUUUGUUCUCGAUGAUCGCGAAGUGGUAUAAAAGCCGACGCAGCUGUGUGGACGUCAGUUUGAUAGAAUUUUGAGCGCGAGCAGUUUCUCUGUGUUCAUUCAUUUCGUUUCGCGAUAAAUACUGGAUAUUUGUUCCGUGUUGGUGAUUUGAGUGUCAAUUUUCUAUAGGAACAGUUAAAUUUGUUUAUUAUGUCAUCGCCACUUGUAGAUUGUGUACGGGAUAUUCCUCUGAUUGUGGAAAGGGAUUAUCCUAUGGAAAACGAAACUAGUGGAUUUCCAUUCGACGACGACCGUGACGAGAACGACGCCACCUUCCGAUCACAAUUGGAUGACAUAGCAGCCAGACAUCCUCAAUUUGCCCACCAUUUAGGCACCUUCCCCUUCAGAACUCCCAGUCGUACAAGGACACAUAUUCCUGAAGAGUUCACGCAACAUUACACAGACAGACCUUUCGGCGACCGUUUCGAAAGGUUCGGUUUCCCGUUUGACGAUCCUCUUGGUGAAGAAGAUCACAAACCUUAUUAUCAGAGAUAUCCUCAAUACUAUCCUCAGGAUCAACGACAACAAGACAACCAAGGUGAAUCAAGUUGCAGCGGUCAAGAAUCCCAAAAUACAAACAGUGAAGCGCAUGAGGAAAGUGUAGAUCAGGAGGAUACUGGACGUGGCCGUAAACUCAAGAACAUCCAGCAAAGUAAUACCGUAGACUUAGGUCAAAGACAGGAACCCGUUAAUGACCGAAAUCAAAGGUCAAUGUCGGCACCACCUUCCAAUAAUCGGCCAAGAUUUGUAAGCAGUAUCAAUAUACCAGUAAAUCAACCAACAGAAGAUCCUAACACUGUACCAAACAUGUCUCAGGCUUCUGCACCUCCACAGCCUCAAGAAAGGGUUAUACCAAUACAUGUUGAAGGUAGGGAUGAGCCUAUAAUUCCAAAAAGAUCUACUCCAGCUACUAGUCAACCACAGGCGAAUCCACAAUCCUCUCAACCUUACACAGAUAAAUUUUUCACACCAAAAUCUCCGAAUUUCCCACAGUACUUCAAUAGAGAUCAAAAUUAUUGGAUUCCAAAGAACUUUCAAAACAAGCAACCUCAACCACAAACGGGUUUCAGUCAAAAUCAAAGAGGUAAAUCACCGCAACCUCAACCAAAGCCAGAGGCAACACCACAACCAACUAAUAUACCUGAACAACCCGAAACUCAACCGAAAAAUGUUUCUUCCAAACCAGACCCGAUUGAUCACAUCAAAUCUAUCCAGAAAGACGUUUCUGCAUUGAUGGCAGAAGUAGAUAAGUUUGAUGGAAAGCCUAAAGAUAAAAAAUAUCUGUACUUGGAUGAAAUGCUUACAAGGAAUCUCAUAAAACUGGAUAAUAUUGAUACCCAAGGUCAAGAAAACAUUCGUUCAGCCAGGAAAGAGGCUAUCAGAUGUAUUGAAAAAUGUAUUAGUAUCUUAGAGAGUAAGGCUAAUUCUAAUGUUGAAAAAAAGCAUGAUAAUGUUGAAGAAUCGAAAUCUAAAGAAAUGGAAGUAGAAACGACUGAAGAAAAAGAAGAUACUGAAAAAAGUGAAAUUAGUAAUGUACAAAAUAUUCAAGAAUGUAAGGAAAAAGAAGAAGAAAGCGGCAAUUCUCCUAAAGAACAAAUGGAGGUGGAUACAGAACGAAUUGAAAAAGAUGCUGAAUCCGUUGGGCAAUCUACUGUAAAAGAAAAUACGGUAGUUCCAGAGGAGAAAAUGGAAACAGCAGAAUUGAAUAAAAAUAAUCAAGAAAACAAAGAAACAUCAAAUGAAAUUAAUGAACAUCUAGAUGGACAAGAAAAGAAUGAUAGUAACAUUCAACAAGAAACAAAAUCUGAAUCUUCCAAUACAGAACUUGGAAGGACUACGGAACAUAAGGAUCAGGCCGAUAAGGAGAAAAAGAAAACUAAGAAGAAAGCAUAAUAUUUAGUUGCAUUCUACAAGAUGAUUCAUCUUGGUCAGUAAAAAUGAUUUGAGUUUUUUGCUAAGUCAAGCCUAUUUGACUGAUUGGAAAUUUUAUUUUACCGUCCUUGUUUUUAUUUAUUGUAAAUAAUAAGAAUUGUGCUAUGCAUGAUUUUGAUAAAAUUUUUUAGAAUUCUUUGUCAGAAUUCUGAUGUAACCUAACAUGCAGCGACUAAUCAAAAUGUGUAUUUUUUCUUCAGUUUUGAUUAUACUCUUAGUAUAAUGAGGCGAAUGAGCACUAGAUAAAAUUAGGUCUGAAACUCGUAAUUUCCACCUCGGAGUUCCAUUGUUCAAUUACAUGUUGUAUUGUCACUUGCUUGUGUGUAUAGUGUCAGUUCAAUAUUUUGUUAUUGUUUCUUUAGUAAAUAAAAAAUGAAAUUUUCCUAAA
Molecule: messenger RNA, 2412 nt
Organism: Harmonia axyridis
Lineage: Eukaryota; Metazoa; Arthropoda; Insecta; Coleoptera; Coccinellidae
Gene: stv
Product: BAG domain-containing protein Samui
Exons: 2
Coding region: 243-1985 (580 amino acids)
Biological process (GO): protein stabilization
Cellular component (GO): membrane; nucleus; cytosol
Molecular function (GO): adenyl-nucleotide exchange factor activity; protein-folding chaperone binding
Source: RefSeq, a predicted model, not a curated record